Messenger RNA from Fusarium subglutinans, 999 nucleotides. Its product is annotated as beta-mannosidase mndA. The transcript has 4 exons. Bases 1 to 999 code for a protein of 332 amino acids. NCBI's taxonomy places the organism in Eukaryota, Fungi, Ascomycota, Sordariomycetes, Hypocreales, Nectriaceae. The record is from RefSeq and is a predicted model, not a curated record. Gene Ontology annotation, cellular component: cytosol; nucleus.
AUGUCAACUACCGACAGUACAACCUUCAAAUUCUACGCUUUCUUCUUUAAAUGGAUCGACCCUAUCAUUGCUCUUGGGGGAGCAUAUCUGAACUUCAUUGAUCCAAUUGGCGCAGUCACCUCAAUGGCACCCAACUCAAGAUACGACCCGGAUCAAGUCUUUCUCUUCCAUCAAAGCGGCGGCCUUGCAUUGGCUGUUGCUUUUCUCUCCGCUACUAUUCCCCGCUAUUCUCAAGAUAUCGCAGUGUGGGGGAUCUUGCAAUUUUCGCUACUACUGUCUGACCUCGCGGGCAUUAGCGGGGUGGGUUUUGCCAUGGCCCGCCAAGGGAGACUUGGAGGAAGCUGGACUUCAGAUGAUUGGGGUUGUGGUGGAUCUUAUGUCUUCUUGACUUUGGAACGCGCACAAAUACGUGUCUGGGAUGUGAAGAACGCCAUGGACUAUCCGGAACCAGGCGAUUACGAUGUGCUUAUAAUUACUGGUGCACCCGCAAACCCAGAAGGCGAGGAACCCUGGCUGUUGAAGCUUCGGGAGUAUGUCAAGAAAGAAGUCGAAACAACAUCUACCCAAAAAUUUGUAGGAUUUUGCUUCGGCCACCAGAUCUUAGCUAUGGCCUACGGACUAUCCGUUGAAUGCAAUGACUUGGGAUACGAGUUCUCUGCGACAACUAUCCAGUUAUCAGAUGCAGGGAAAAGACUGUUUAAACAAGACUCUGUUUGUUUAAACGAGGGUCACCAGUUUCAGGUCAAAGAUCAAGACCUAGGACAGCUCCAGAAUCUCGGCUCGACGGAUCAUACUCACAUACAAGGUCUCUUUCUUCCCAAACGUCUUUGGUCGCUGCAAGCGCACCCUGAAUUCGACGCUGAAGCAUUGGGCCAAAUAUUGGAGUUCGCAAAAUCGAAAUUAUCCGAGGAGGAUUACCAGAGUGCAAGGGAGAGAAAUACAGGCAAUGUCGAGCAGCAAGUCGCCUUGGAUUCAUUGGUUAAUUUUAUUCUCGACUAG